Messenger RNA from Dimorphilus gyrociliatus, 1877 nucleotides. The record is from the annotation of a GenBank genome assembly. NCBI's taxonomy places the organism in Eukaryota, Metazoa, Annelida, Polychaeta, Dinophilidae.
GAUCACUCGUUCAAAGAAUUUCGGACGUUAGGUUUCCCACUCGAUCCUUUAUUUUAUAGAAUUCUGGACACUAGGUUUUGUUCUUAAUAUAUUUAUGGAGUAUGCAUAGACACGCUAACAAGAUAUCUCAACUUUCACUUGUAGCAGAAUAUGAUGAUGUAAUAAGAAAGUAUGAAUUUUUAAGAAGUAGUUGGGAUGAGCAGAACAAAGCUUUUAUAACUUAUGUUAAGGAUGUUGAAUCGAAAAGGGCAGACUGGAGUGAAAGACUGGGGGAUAGGGAGUCUGUAGUUAAGCAACUUGAAAGCGAAAAUGCGACUUUAGCGACAAAGCUAAAACACGCCAGGAGUCUCAUCGAAUCUGAAACACACAGGCGACAACUUGCAGAACGUGAAAGGGAUAAUUUGGAUCGACAAGUUAAUUUAAUCAGAGAAUUACUAAGAGAUAAGAGAAAUAAUAACACGUUACAAUUAAAUGAAGAUGAACGCUCUCGCUUAGCCUUCCUAAAUAGUACAUUAGUUCGAGGUGAGAGUGUUCCAAACGCUCUCAGUAGAAUAGAAGAAUCGAACGAUUCCAUUCUAUCGCAAGAUAUAAGUUAUGAUAAAACGGACGAGGAUCUUGAUGAAUUGAGUGUCAGCUACUUACGAAGUGGGAAAAAGUGGAAAAGGCCUUCGGCACCACCAAUGCCUGGAAGUAAUGGAUUAAUCGAGGAUUUCGCUCCUCCAAUGAAAAAGGAUCGAACCAGCAGAGAGUUGAAAGAGCCUGGACGUAGGAGAUCAAAAUCUGCUGAGAUUCGAGCAAAAGUGAAAGUAGAUGAGGAAGGUAAUCUAGAAGCGGAAGCUGAAAUAACGAGCGGAAAGAAAAAGAAAAAAAUCCGUCAUUCCUCUGGACCAUCGCCCAUUGUAAAUGGACAUACGCCAGGUUACUCACCAUCGCUUAGUACAGGGACUUUGCGAAGGGCCCCGGGAUCUGCUUCUAGCUUGACAAGACCGCACAACUUCCAAUCAAAAACUCUCUUUGGUCGGGCUGAGACUUGCGGUGUGUGUGAUAAGAAAAUGAGAUUUGCUAAGACGGCCUAUAAAUGUAAAGAUUGUAAAGCAACUGUUCACACUACUUGCCGUGACGAAUUACCGCUACCCUGUAAUCCAAUUAGUACUCCGGGUUCUCCUGGUUCUUCUCACGUUCCACUCACAAACAUUAAAUUGGCUGAAUUAGCGCCGUAUCAGCCACCAUAUGUCCCAGCAAUCAUCAUUCAUUGUAUAAACGAGGUUGAACAUCGUGGCUUAGCAGAAAAGGGUAUUUAUAGACUAUCUGGAAGUGACAAAGAAGUUAAAGAAUUGAAAGAGAAGUUCUUAAGAGGACGAGGCACUCCCAAUCUAUCUAUCAUCUCUGAUAUUCAUGCUAUUUGUGGAUGUUUAAAGGAUUUCCUGCGUUCCCUAUCCGAACCUCUCUUGACAUAUCGUCUGUGGGAACGAUUUGUUAAAGCAGCGGAAGAUAGUAGUGAUGGAGAAGCUGGACUCUAUCAAGCAAUAAGCGAACUACCACAAUCUAAUCGAGACACACUCGCCUACUUAAUCAUUCAUUUACAGAAAGUUUGCGAAUCACCUCAAACUGGAAUGUCAGCCUCAUCUCUGGCUAAGAUGUUUGGACCAUCAGUCGUUGGCUACUCGGUCCCAGAGCCGCAGCCAAUGGAGAUGAUUGCUCAAACUCGACAACAGCAUAUCGUCAUGGAACGCCUCUUAAAGAUUCGUAACGACUACUGGUCAACUUUCAUUAAUAUAACGAUGGACAGCACUAAUAGCAACGUUCCCCCACUUACUCCUCCAUGCCCUCGUUCAGCUCGUCGUAAACCUUCAAAGUACUUCGGCCCAUUGGAAUAA